GCUCCUCCUUCUCUUCACCCUCACCGCCUCAUUUGAGUGAUACUUAAAAUUUUAAAUUUUAAACUUAAAUUUAUCUCUUGAUUUACCAAAGAUUCGUAGGGUAGAUUUCUUGAUUCAGUGUUAGUGGUUAGUUCUUUAGCUUCUGUAGCUGAGGCUUUUUAAAUCAUCGACGCGAUGAAUACAGAUUCGGCAACAAUGGAGGCGCAACAGAGAGAUGUGGAUCGGGUCAAGGGACCAUGGAGUCCCGAGGAGGAUGAAUUGUUGCGCAAGCUCGUGCAACGCUACGGCCCUCGGAAUUGGUCCGCCAUAAGCAAAUCAAUACCGGGCAGGUCCGGGAAGUCUUGUCGUCUGCGGUGGUGCAACCAGCUCUCGCCGGACGUGGAGCACCGGUCCUUCACGCCGGAGGAAGACGAGAUCAUCAUCAAGGCCCACUCAAAGUUCGGCAACAAGUGGGCCACCAUAGCGAGGCUCCUGAACGGCCGUACGGACAACGCGAUCAAAAACCAUUGGAACUCUACCUUGAAGCGCAAGUACUCGUCGUUGAUCGCCGACGAAGGCGCCACAAUCGACGGACCUCCGGAAAAGAAAUCAGCCAUCGUGGAAUACGCUAUGCCGAUACAAUCAUUGCCGCCGGGUGGCCACUGUUACAGCCCAAGCAGUCCAUCAGGAUCUGAUGUUAGUGAUUCAGGUCUUCCUGUGGUUUCAUCUUCGAUGGCGAUUCGUCCUGUAGCGAGAAACUGCGCAGUCUUAUCGCCUUCACUGCAGGUCGAGUCACGCCCAAGUCCAAUCUUCAACUUAAACAAAGACCCUUGCACUGAUCUUAGUCUGUCCCCUUUGGGAGCCGAGUUGAAGGAGUCGCAGAAGAUUCAGAAUCCCGGUUCCAGGGCGGAGGCACCAGCGCAGUCCGAGAAGUUGUCGUCAAUGGCGACAUUUGGGCCUGAUUUACUGAUGGUGAUGAAGGAAAUGAUAAGGGAGGAAGUGAGAAAUUACAUGGCGGGACAUCACGAUGGAUUGUGCUCUGAUCCUGACGGUGUGAGUGGUGGAAUUUCAAGGGUAAAUUGAGCAGAGUGAUCGGAGUAUAGUUGCCGAGCCACAGUUGCUGAAGCCGAGGUUGAAGGAGAAGCGAAGGUGUUUAUUAAAUUUGAUUACGGGCACAGAAAUCGUUAUUUUCAGAUUGUACAGAUGAGGGCGGUGGAAAUAUCUGGGGAACGACGUUGGCAGAAUUAGAACAUUGGAGUCAUGAAUUAUUAUCCAGACAGUGAAGAUAAAAUGGCAAAAUAAAGUGGAAAUCACAAACGAAAGUAUGCGUAGCUAUUUUGUUCUAGCAGAACUACUAUAAUGCAUUAGAUUCAAUUUUUUUAAAA
Messenger RNA from Neltuma alba, 1364 nucleotides. Its product is annotated as transcription factor MYB77-like. NCBI's taxonomy places the organism in Eukaryota, Viridiplantae, Streptophyta, Magnoliopsida, Fabales, Fabaceae. Gene Ontology annotation, cellular component: nucleus. The coding region runs from base 175 to 1062 and encodes 295 amino acids. Gene Ontology annotation, biological process: regulation of DNA-templated transcription. The transcript has a single exon. Gene Ontology annotation, molecular function: DNA-binding transcription factor activity, RNA polymerase II-specific; RNA polymerase II cis-regulatory region sequence-specific DNA binding. The record is from RefSeq and is a predicted model, not a curated record.